This is a messenger RNA of Condylura cristata (star-nosed mole), 2284 nucleotides long. RefSeq names its product ethanolamine kinase 2 (gene ETNK2). The transcript has 8 exons. Gene Ontology annotation, cellular component: cytoplasm. Gene Ontology annotation, biological process: phosphatidylethanolamine biosynthetic process. Bases 189 to 1349 code for a protein of 386 amino acids. Lineage: Eukaryota; Metazoa; Chordata; Mammalia; Eulipotyphla; Talpidae. The record is from RefSeq and is a predicted model, not a curated record. Gene Ontology annotation, molecular function: ethanolamine kinase activity.
GCGGCCGGCCCCGGCGUUCCCGGGUCGGCUUCGGGCUCGGGGCUGCAGGGCGGCGAUUGCAGCGGGCAGCGGGCGCCUGAGUCAUGGACUUCCCCUGGCCCCUCCUCCACCACUCCCACUCCCGCGCCGGGCCCCCCCGCAGGGGCUAGCGUUCGCGCCGCGGCUCCAAGGGGGUGGGGCUGCUGGGAAUGGCUGUGCCCCCUUCGGCUCCUCUGCCGUGCUCGCCCUUUUACCUGAGGACCCAGGCGCCGUGCCCGCAGUGCUCAUGGGGCAUGGAGGAGAAGGCGGUGGCCAGUGCGGGCUGCCGGGAACCGCCGGGCCCCCCGAGGGCCGCCGCCGUCCCGUGCUUCGGCAUUUCGGUAGACCAGGACGACAUCCUCCCGGGCGCCCUGCGCCUCAUCCAGGAGCUGCGGCCGCAUUGGCAGCCCGAGCAAGUUCGGACCAAGCGCUUCACUGAUGGCAUCACAAACAAGCUGGUGGCCUGCUAUGUGGACGAAGACAUGCAGGACUGCGUGCUGGUCCGGGUGUACGGAGAGCGGACAGAGCUGCUGGUGGAUCGCGAGAACGAGGUCAGGAACUUCCAGCUGCUGCGUGCGCACGGCUGUGCCCCCAAGCUCUACUGCACCUUCCAGAACGGGCUGUGCUAUGAGUACAUGAGGGGCAUGGCCCUGGGGCCUGAGCACAUCCGGGAGCCCCGGCUCUUCAGGUUAAUCGCCUUAGAAAUGGCAAAGAUUCACACCAUCCAUGCCAACGGCAGCCUGCCCAAGCCCACCCUCUGGCACAAGAUGCACAAUUACUUCACCCUCGUGAAGAGCGAGGUCAACCCCAGCCUUUCUACAGACGUCCCUAAGGUCGAGGUGCUGGAACAGGAGCUGGCCUGGCUGAAGGAGCACCUGUCCCAGUUGGACUCCCCUGUGGUGUUCUGUCACAACGACCUGCUCUGUAAGAACAUCAUCUACGACAGCACCAAAGGACACGUACGGUUCAUUGACUACGAGUACGCCGGCUACAACUACCAGGCUUUCGACAUUGGCAACCACUUCAACGAGUUUGCAGGUGUGAACGAGGUGGACUACUCCCGGUACCCGGCGCGUGACACCCAGAUGCAGUGGCUGCAGUACUACCUGCAGGCCCAGAAGGGGAUGGCGGUGACCCCCAGGGAGGUGGAGAGGCUCUACGUGCAAGUCAACAAGUUUGCCCUGGCAUCUCACUUCUUCUGGGCUCUCUGGGCCCUCAUCCAGAGCCAGUUCUCCACCAUCGACUUUGACUUCCUCAGGUACGCAGUGAUCCGAUUCAACCAGUACUUCAAGGUGAAGCCUCAAGUGUGGGCCUUGGAGAUGCCAAAGUGACCAGCUCCCGUCCUCCCCUCCCACCCCCUGGCUGAGCUGUUCUCCAGGCCCCCCUCUGCUGCGGGGGCCACCCCCUUGGAGGCGGGAGAGGGGCAGGCGGGCGCCCGGGAAGAAGGCCGUGCCUGUGCCACCAGCCCCAUGGGUACUGCUGGAGAUCACAUUCCUGUUCGGACUCAGCUCUGGGGGUCCCCUUCACCUCACUAGACUUGGGGGGAAGUGCCUGUAGCCAGCCAGGACCCGGACCACAGUCAACCCUGGGAAGCCCAGCACUCCCUGCCCCAAGCCCUGCUGGCAUCGGGGCUGCCUUAGUGUCUUUGACCUUCCUGGCUUAGGGAAGGGGGGAGCGGGGAGGGCUCCUUUCUACCUCCAGUGCCCUGAGCCCCCAGUCCUUCUCCCCCUGCAUGCCCCUUGUGGGAGGUGCUGAGCCCAAACCAGCAGCAUGCCAACUCUGCCUGCUGGAUGUGCCCAUCUCGGGGAGGGGUCUAGCUUCAGGAUUGCCAGCUCCACCAGCAGCUGCCCCCCCCCCCGAGAUCCUUCACACCAAGCCGGAUCCUCAGACCACCCUCAGGCCAAGGAUGCAGCCUGCCCCUCGGUGCCCCUUGGGCAUGGUGCCCACGCUGUCCCACUGUGGCCUGCUGGGAGGGGAGGCGAGGGAGUGGUGACACCCUGGGCCCCCAGAGUCCUGCUCUGCUUGGGUCCCCACCUGCCCCCACUGCCCGGCCGCCACUUCCAAGGGCCCACAUUGGGAGUGGCCAGGGGGAAGCUGGGCGGGCUGGCCCAUGAAAGCCUGGGCAGAAUGGGCUGAAGGUGCUGGCUGAGCUCUCAAGGCCUCCAUCUCCUUUUGGAUCCCUCACAGCCCUGUGGGGCUCAUUGGUUCUGACCCACACAUUGAUUCAUUUGUAAAUUAUCGUGGUUUUCUGCAUUAAAAAUGGCCA